GGGAAAAAAAAUCAGUUAUUUUCGUUGAUAUUGGACUGCCCACCGUCUUGCUGUGAUUUCAGAGAGUUCGUAAUUUAAAAUGGCCCAUUGCUAUACGAAUUGGGAACUCGUCGGUGCCCCAUUCAUUUUCCUCAUUCGGAUCCACUACGAAACAAUCCGGUUCUUCUACUUGUUCUUCUAGGGUUCGUUCUUCUCCUCAAGAAUUCAAUUUUUUUUUUUUAAGGGUUUCCCCAAUUGUUGACAAUGGCGAAGAAGAGGAAGACGCCCGAGAGGAAGAAGGGCGAAAGACAAGCACGGAUUAUUGAUAACAUACCCAAGUAUUCUCAACAGCGCAGAAGCUCACCGCCAAAACGCCGCACUGAUUUCUCCUCCCUUUUCUGCUUUUCCUCUUCUAUUGCCCAUCGAGGCACAGCUGUCUUGCCAAGAAGAUUGUCCUUGAAUGAAGUUCGAUCGUCAGAAUUGAUCGUGAAUCACUUAGAUAAUACAAAUGAAGAACUCUCUUCGAGCUCUUUGGUAAAAUACAGCAACUCCUCCGUGGAAGAACUAAGCCAAUGCUCAAGUCCUGAUGAAAUUCAUGCUGUAGAAAUUGAAUCAGUUGAAUGCCCUCUCAGUGAUAGCUCAUGCAAGGCUGUAAGGAAGAAAAAAGGUACUUCUGAGAUAUCAUACCCUGUUCCUAAGAAAUUACUAGAUUCAGAAAGCAACAGUCUUUCUGCAACUCCAGAGAAUGAACAGUUGUGGUCUAAUGAAUGUUUCGAGGAGAGAAGUUCAAACACAACAGUAGAGUGUCAAGAUCAAUCAUUCGACAAAGGGUCUUCAUCAAACUCAAGCCAGAUUGAGGAUAAUGACCUUGACGUUGCCAGAGGAAGGGGAAAAAGGGAAAGAAAGCCAAAAGUUCCAUUCGAUGAAGAGAUGACCAUUUCUCUUAAAUCAACAAGAAAAAUUCGCCGAAUGAGGAUAAUGCGGUACCUCGGGCUUGCAGCUCCAGUUGGUUCUCCUUUUUCACCAAUUACCUGAGCCAUCACCAACUUCCUAGUAAAGUCCUCAUUCUACAAUCUACAUAUUCAGUUAACCUUUCAACUCAUCUUGCAUUAGAGAAAAAAGUUGCUAAUUUUGUUCUCAUAUUUAUCCCAACACUUGUAUGGUUAAUCAUUUGUAAAUAGGCUGAGAUUUUGGUAACAUUAAUUAGAAUUCUCUUUUUUUACUAUCCAUAUUUAUUAACCUAAGAGAAGUUUGUCCUGUCCAACCUUAAUUUUGUCCAAAUUCUAAGUGGUACCUUCCUUGAAAUUUAAUCUAAAUGUGUGUGAGCCGGCAAGAUUGGAAGUCUGGAUUUAUAGCUUGAAA
This is a messenger RNA of Momordica charantia (bitter melon), 1341 nucleotides long. RefSeq lists its product as uncharacterized. The record is from RefSeq and is a predicted model, not a curated record. NCBI's taxonomy places the organism in Eukaryota, Viridiplantae, Streptophyta, Magnoliopsida, Cucurbitales, Cucurbitaceae.